CAAGGCAAUAACAAAACAAUAAUAGCACAACUCCGUUGCACUAUCUCUUCUUGGAAAUUUUGCACUCUUUCUUCUUCUUCUUCUUCUUCUUCUUCUUCUUCUUCUUCUUCUUCUUCUUCUUCUUCUUCUUCUUUUCUCUAAUUAGUAAUUCCACACGCCAUCUACCUCUAUUUAACCAGAAAAAGAUCUUCCACACUUUUACCUACAAAAAAAAAAGAAAGAAAAAUCAAUCAAAAGCAGAAUAUCCGAACAAGAGGGGGUUAACAUGGCCGUCUCAGCGAUUAACUGCAGCUUCAAUGUUUUUUCUUCUCCUCCAUCUCAGUCCUCAUCUAAAAGCAGCAGCAGCACCACCACCACCAAUCUUGUUCCAUGGCAAAGGAAGGAAACAGGUUCGUGGAACCGUCAAUGUAUGGUUGGGAUGAUGGCAUGUGCUAUCAUCAAUGGAUCUGACAUUAUGAUGCCUUCGAUUAGUAAUGGUGCAGAUAGUUACACAAGUGGUGCUGGUGAUCAUCAUCAGACGGCGAAGUUGUUAGUCCAAUCUGAACAACAGAGGGAAGUUAUGACAACAAAAUGGAGUGAUAAGAUUAGAGCAUGCCCACCAUGGCAUAUCAAUUCCUUCGAAACUAUCGUUCCUGAAAAUCUCCCUAGACCUUCAGCUCAUCGGAAAUCCGAGUCUGUUGGCCGCGGAACUACUACAAGCUUCACUUUUAGAAGAGUUAUCAGAACAGUGAAUGAUUGCUUUUCCUUGUGAGUAAUACACACAAAUUUGUACAUAGUAGGCAGUACUUAGUUGUAAUAUGUUUGUAAAUGCCAAAAAUUUGUGUUGCACAAUAAUAAUAUCAUACUGUUAAUUUUUCUUA
Messenger RNA from Papaver somniferum (opium poppy), 860 nucleotides. RefSeq lists its product as uncharacterized. The record is from RefSeq and is a predicted model, not a curated record. NCBI's taxonomy places the organism in Eukaryota, Viridiplantae, Streptophyta, Magnoliopsida, Ranunculales, Papaveraceae. The coding region runs from base 266 to 751 and encodes 161 amino acids. The transcript is spliced from 2 exons.